Molecule: messenger RNA, 775 nt
Organism: Bipolaris maydis ATCC 48331
Lineage: Eukaryota; Fungi; Ascomycota; Dothideomycetes; Pleosporales; Pleosporaceae
Source: RefSeq, a predicted model, not a curated record
ACAGCUCUCAACUACACAAACAACUAUCAUCAAAACAGCGUCUCUCACUUUCAGCUCCUAAAAAAAAUGAAGCUUCUGUCUAUUCUUCUCGGUCUCGCCGCUACCGGAGCUCUAUGCUCUCCAACUACAUCUGCAGUCGAAGCCACUGCUGAGGAUUGUGGCGAACUCGGAGUUAUGGAGUGGGACACAGCAAACCUACCCGAAGGCACUGAUGUUUCUGCUCUCAGAAAGUGCAAGAAGCAUCCCUCUGAACUUGGAAUUGCCAGUCCUCUGUACGACCCAACUUCAGAGACGGAGGUCGCCAAUUCCUCCAAGCGCGGAGAACUUCUCGACGAGGUUGCAGCGCUCGCUAAACGGGGUGUUUGCUCAAAGGGAGGACGUGGCUCGGGCUACGACUACGAUUAUGGGUGUGAUAAUGGCUGGUGCUGGAGGAACUGCGACGGCCCCUUUGUCAAUGCUGACGUUGGUCUCAAGAAGACUUGGUGCUGGCUUGCAUACGAAAGUGGCAAUGGAGGUUGGACUCCCUGUGGCAGGUGGCAGGACUGCGAAUGGUCUUACAACAACAAGGCUGCCAAGUGUGCCAAGGGUGAUUGCAAGUCCUGUGGCUGUGGCUGCUGAUUUUUCAUCUACGGAUGAGGUGGACAUCGGUCAUUGGAAGGAUACAGAAUGGAGCAAUCAGGAUUUGAGAAGGUCAGGGGAGCUUCUAAUCUCCCGGAAUCUUGUAGAUUAGAUUGGCACCAUCCUCAGCAAUGUCAUAUACUCCUCAAUGUUCUUC